Odocoileus virginianus texanus is the source of this 1391-nucleotide messenger RNA. It is a transcript of the gene SDHAF3, whose product is annotated as succinate dehydrogenase complex assembly factor 3. NCBI's taxonomy places the organism in Eukaryota, Metazoa, Chordata, Mammalia, Artiodactyla, Cervidae. Gene Ontology annotation, cellular component: mitochondrion; mitochondrial intermembrane space. Gene Ontology annotation, biological process: mitochondrial respiratory chain complex II assembly; succinate metabolic process. The record is from RefSeq and is a predicted model, not a curated record.
CCUUCCGCGCAGGCGCGGCCUGAGGUCCACGCGCGGCGUUAUGUCUGCGCUGCACGUCUCGCGUGUCCGGGCCUUGUAUCGGCGCAUUUUGCUGCUGCACCGGGUUCUGCCCCCAGACCUCAAAGACCUUGGCGACCAGUACGUGAAGGACGAAUUUAGGAGGCACAAGACCGCUGGUUCUAAAGAGGCCGAGCGAUUCCUGCAGGAAUGGGAGGCAUAUGCAGCAGUGCUGUGGCAACAAGCUAAUGAAAACAGACAAAAUUCAACUGAAAAAUCAUGUUUUGGAAUCUCCCUACCAGAAGAAAAACUUGAUGACUUUCGUGAUGAACAGAUUGGACAAUUACAGGAACUGAUGCAAGAAGCCACUAAACCCAACAGGCAAUUUAAUAUUACUGAGUCUAGGAAACCAAAGUUUUAAUCUACACAAUAAAAUUUAAAAAAGCAUUUCAAGUUCAGAGCCCUUUAACUAUCUAUCAUUGGUUUUUAAAAUUUGUUUCUUAAGCUUUCAGAUUUGAAAAUGCCUGGUGUUAAUGAAAUAUUCUUUUGGGGGAUAUUUUGAAUGUUGUCUGUAAUAUACAGAUCAGGAUCAUGAGUUGAUGAAACUACAUUUAUUGAAGUAGUAACAGUUGCUGGAUAGGAUUUGUGUUUUGGACUACAUAAGAAAGAAUGGUUCUAAACUGGACAAGCUUGUGAAAUAUUCCCCAAAAUUUUAUAUGUAAAUUUGUUUUAAUGCUAUUCAUGUUUAAGCAUUAGUCUCAUGGCUCUAGCUAUAUCAGAUAAGUAUUUCAUGAUCAUGAUAGAUACAGAAUUCCAAGGUCAUUACUUAAUUUCUAUUUGCAUGGAAUACUUUUUUGUAUCCUCUCACUUUUGUUCAGUAUCCCUAGAUCUGAAGUGGGUCCCUUGUAAACAGCAUUUAUAGGGAUCUUGUUUUUGUAUCCAUUCAGCCAGUCUGUUUUUUGGUUGGAGCAUUUAAUCCAUUUAGAUUUAAGGUAAUUAUCAAUAUGUAUGUUCUUAUUGCCAUUUUGUUAAUUAUUUUGAAUUUGUUUUUGUAGGUCUUUUUCUUUUUCUUUUUUUGGUUUAUGGUUACCAUGAAUUUUUAAUAUAGCAGUCUAUAUUUUAAGUUGCUGGUCUCAAAUGCAUUUCCAGUAUCCUGCAUUUGUACUCUCUUCUCACAGUCACUGGUUUUGAUGUUUGUGUGUGGAUGAUUGCCUACUUUUACUGUGUGUUUGCCUUUAUGGGUGAGCUUUCCCAUUUGUAAUUUUCUUAUUUGUAGUUGUAGCUUUUUCUUUUCUGUCUAUAGAGAAGUUCUUUAGCAUUUGUUGUAAAACUGGUUUAAUGGUGCUGAAUUCUCUUAGCUCUUGAUUGUCUAUAAAACUUCUGAUUUCUCUGUC